Molecule: messenger RNA, 663 nt
Organism: Leptopilina boulardi
Lineage: Eukaryota; Metazoa; Arthropoda; Insecta; Hymenoptera; Figitidae
Product: protein anon-73B1
Exons: 3
Coding region: 220-507 (95 amino acids)
Cellular component (GO): membrane
Source: RefSeq, a predicted model, not a curated record
AAAUAGAAACUUGAAGGGUUGUGUUUAGGUUAUUGAUUAAAUGUUGUCAUAUAUGUCUGGAUAAAUUCACAUUGAGAUUGUAAUAUUCACUGAUUUUUUUAACAAUCGGGUGAAAGGUACAGUGGCCUAGUUACAAUGUCGGAAGUGAUGCCUUGAUGAUUUUAUUAUUUUCAUUGUGAUUAUAGAAAUUAUGCAAACAUGCAUAUAAUAAUAUAAUAAAUGAAUAACGUCAAAAGAAUGGAAGAUUUAGACCCUCAAUUAAAACGACUUUUACUCCCUGACGAGGAAACAGUAUUUGAACAAUUUAUAAGAUAUGGAUUAUAUGUUGCGGCUAUUUUUCAAAUGAUAUGUCUAGCAUCCUUAGUAUUUUAUACAUCGGGAUCUUCUGAUGGAGUUACUGCUUUGAAGGAUGAUCCAAGUGAUGUCGAAUGUUCGGAAAAUAGUCCUCAAGUUACACCGAGAAGGCCUCAUCGACCAAGGAAACAAGAAAAAAAGAAAAGGCGUUGAUAUUAUUUUAAACAAUUGAAUUUUGACAAUAAUUUUAUUCAAAUGUAACUAACUCAUCAUCCUACACUUUUAUCAUUAUACUCUAUUUAUUCCAUUAUUUAUAGACUGAUUUUGUAUAAUAUACAUUUUCUAAUAAAUAUUGAAUUUUUUUUUAAA